GCCUUGCUUUUCCAACAGAGGGGGAGGGGAGAGUGCAACACAGGGGAGUGACUGUUUCAGUCCAAAGUGCAUUUUCAAGUUUGUACAAUGUGCUUUGCAUACCAUAAAAGUAACAUUCCCUAGUCAGCAUUGAACUUUAAUCUGUGCAGGAGAUAAGGCGCUUUAGUUUUUGCACAGAGUGGUGUGAUCAGUAGAGGACGCUAAUCCUCUCACCUUGCUGAUUUUGAGAGGAUUCUCUGAUAGGCUGUCCAAAAGUACAGGACGGUUGAGCAUCUACGUGGUGCAGCAAUGCGGUUGGUGCAGUUCCAGUGCAGCAAUGAUGACGGUGGAGUCAGGGUGGGCGUUGAGCAGAGUGAAGGGCUUGGUGUGGUGGACCUCAAGGCCUUCGAUGCCUCCAUGCCUUCCACCAUGAUAGAGUUUCUAGAGAUGGGCCAUAAGGGCAUGGAGUGUGCUCAGAGGGCCCUGUCCUCAGGCCAGUGUAUAGUGCCUAGGUCGGAGGUGAAGUUGCUACCCCCGGUCUUGGCCCCAGAAAAGGUGGUGUGCGUCGGCAUGAACUACCGGGACCAUUGCCUGGAGCAGAAUGCCCCCAUCCCCAAGGAGCCAAUAAUCUUCAGCAAAUUCUCCAGCUGCAUCACCGGCCCCUACGACAACAUCACACUGCCGGAUGAGAGCCAGGAGGUGGACUGGGAGGUGGAGCUAGCCUUUGUGAUUGGACGGAGAGGGAAACACAUCAAGGAAGAGGAUGCCAUGUCGUUUGUGGCAGGCUUCACCGUGGCCAACGACGUCACCGCUCGUGAUUGGCAGAUGAAACGCAACGGGAAGCAGUGGUUGCUGGGAAAAACAUUUGACAGCUUCUGUCCUCUCGGCUCAGCUUUAGUGACAAGCGAUGCUGUGAAAGGUACGGCCAGGGAUGUAGAAGGGUUGACUGGUUUUCCUGGCUACCAACCUCCUUGCUGGUGCUUGGUUGGGACAUUUCACUCAAGUUUUCUUGACUCUCUGCCACGGACAUCUUAGGCUACAUACGUCUGCUAUUUCCAUGCUGGAGUGUGACAUGUUUGCGUCGUGUGCAGGUGCGAUGGAUCGCGUAUAAACCAAUAGGGUGUCGGAAUGGUAUAUGCUUACACUUCUCAUCCAACCAUAAUCAAAUUCACUCUAUCCGGAUGGCUGGAUUUUUCUGGAUAGGUUAUUUUUUGGUGAGUGUUUUUUUGAACGAUUACAAGCCGGAAUGAACCAAGCCAAGCUGAAAUUGGAGUAACAACGCUAUUUUUAAAAUGUAAGGAGUAGAAAGUACAGAUAAUUGCGUGAAAAUGGAAGGAGUAGAAGAAGAAAGUAUUACUUCAGUAAAGUAUGGAUAAAGUAUGGACACAAAAUUUCGACAUAAGGUAACGAAGUAUUUGUACUUCGUUACUUGACUCCUCUGAAAAGGAGCCCCGACAAGUAUCGAGUGUUGUACAUGUUCAUAGUUUUCAGUACUCCAACAUUUCUGUGUUAAAAAUAUUUUUUUUGUAUUGGUCUUAAGUAAAAUUCUAAUUUUCUGAGAUACUGAAUUUUGGCGUUUCAUUAGACAUCAGUUAUAAUCAUCAAAAUUAAAACAAACACUUGAAAUAUAUCAGUCUGUGUGUAAGGAAUCUAUAUAAUAUAGGAGUUUCACUUUUUGAAUGGAAUUACUGAAAUAAAUCAAAUUUUUGAUGAUAUUCUAA
This is a messenger RNA of Hypomesus transpacificus, 1700 nucleotides long. RefSeq names its product fumarylacetoacetate hydrolase domain containing 2A (gene fahd2a). Lineage: Eukaryota; Metazoa; Chordata; Actinopteri; Osmeriformes; Osmeridae. Gene Ontology annotation, molecular function: hydro-lyase activity. The record is from RefSeq and is a predicted model, not a curated record. The transcript has 6 exons. The coding region runs from base 289 to 1014 and encodes 241 amino acids.